AUGGCUCCAUUCUUCCAGCUGGCCGUGAGGCGCUAUGUAGUUGCUCAGAGCUUCCAGGGUGCAAAGACACCGCAAUUUGCUGCGUUCUUGGCCGCUGUGCGGCGUGCGCAAGAACAGUGGCCGCAGCCGGCAGGCACCUGGAACGGGGAUGCGCCCUCUUGGGUAGUGCCACCGUCCUACCUGGAAGCGGCGCCAGAGUUCCUCGCCUCCGUGCGCGCAAUGUCCAGAUCGCUUUGCAGGCGGCAAACCAAAGCCCUUCAGGCUGUCAUGGACCGAGCCGAGCAGCUCGCAGGUCCCUAG
This is a messenger RNA of Symbiodinium natans, 300 nucleotides long. Lineage: Eukaryota; Dinophyceae; Suessiales; Symbiodiniaceae. The record is from the annotation of a GenBank genome assembly.